AUGGGGAGUAUGAAGAAGAGCAGGACUGACAGGAAGCGCAGUUGGGUUAUGAUCGCUGAUAAUGGCGGGUACACACCUCUCCCCGGCGAAACGACAUUAUACCAGUCUCCGCAGCGGACGACGCUGAGUCUGCAGACGAGUCAUCGCCUUCCGCCGAGCGAGGCGUAUUCACAGCAGUGCAAGUCGGGCGUCGUGUACCUCACAAAUCGACGGAUAAUAUACCUCCCCGUCACCCCCACACCAACCUUCCAAUCCUUCGCUGUCCCCAUCCUCAACGUCGCCGACUCGCGCGUCACAGCCCCCUGGUUCGGCGCGAACAAAUGGGAAGCUGUCAUCCACCCCGUCACAGGCGGCGGCAUACCCGCACAACACGGCGAACUGGACUGCGUCAUGGAGUUCAAGGAGGGCGGCGCGUUUGACUUCCACAACACAUUCGAGCGCCUGAAGGAGCGUCUGCGCCAGACGAUCGAUGUUGCCAGAGAGAGCGGCGUCGACGAGACAGUUGCAGCGGGCAACGUGAAUAUGGAGGAUCUGCCGGCG
Molecule: messenger RNA, 540 nt
Organism: Macroventuria anomochaeta
Lineage: Eukaryota; Fungi; Ascomycota; Dothideomycetes; Pleosporales; Didymellaceae
Exons: 2
Biological process (GO): positive regulation of DNA-templated transcription
Cellular component (GO): nucleus
Molecular function (GO): chromatin DNA binding; transcription coactivator activity
Source: RefSeq, a predicted model, not a curated record